GCCAAUCAGUUAGGUUGCGCACAUGCUGCAGUUUCAGUUUGUUUUAUUCACCAUUUUGAGUAGCCGAAGGUAAAAUUUAAACUAAAAUCGCGUUUGGAAAAGAAAUUAGUUCCCGUAUUUUUCGUUUUACGCAGUAGCUCAGGCGUUGGAACGUUUCGUUGCGCCCUUUGGAGUUGCAGAGCGGGACGAUUUCAUUUUUAUUUCACUGGAUUUCAUUUCCCCUUUCUUACAUUCUUAACCUCUACAGUAUUUCUGCAAAAUGUCAAGACCAGUGAGGAACAAGAAGGUGGUGAAUUACUCACAAUUCCAGGAGUCUGAUGACGCAGAUGAGGAGUAUGGGAAGAACUCCGACAAGCCUAAGAAGCCUCGUGCGGCUCCUCGCGAGGUGAAGCGCAAGCGAUCAAAGAACUCUCAGGAGGACAGUGAGGAUUCUGAUGAAAAACUCUCCAAAUCCAAAAAUGAUUCAGCAGAUGACUUUGGCAGUGACGAAGACAACGACUUUGGAGAGGAGGAUGAUGAGGAUGGAGGGAGUGACUACGAAGCUAAACGAGGGAAAAAGGGAAAGACAGCCAAGGUGGCAAAGCCCACUAAGAGGACACCCAAGAGAAAACGACCCGCAGAUGACAGUGAUGAGGAGGUGAGUCGUAAGGUGCGUACGGUGCGGCAGGCUGCCACCAAGGCUGUGUCCAAACAGAGAGAGAUCUUGCUGGGAGACGGAGGCAGCGAGGACGAGGAACGCGAAGACAAGGAGGAGGCCUUCGCAGACCCUGAUGAGUCGGGCAGUGAUGAAGACUUCAUGGUUGAGGAUGAUGAUGAUAGUGACUAUGGCCGCUCCAAGAGCAAGAGGAGCAGCAAGAAGGUGAUCAAACGGAGCCGGCCGGAAAGGAAGGAAAAGAAAUCCCCCAAACCACGACUAAAGGCCACUGUGACCCCCAGCCCAAUGAAAGGAAAGGGUAAAGGUCGCCCCAGUGCUGCUAAGGCCCUGGAGAAGAGCUCGCCCAAAGAGGAGGAGGAAGAGGAGGAGCCAGAGAGCCCUUUGGAGGAGGAAGAGGAGGAGGUGGUGAAGAAAGACUCCUCCCCCGCACCCAAGAAAACGAAGGAGGCACCCGGGAAGGAGAAGAAGGAAAAGGAAGAUGAGGAGGAGGAGGAAGAGGAGGACGGAUCGGAAGAGGACGUGCCCUCUGGGGAAGACUAGACCCACAGAAGUCCCACCUCUCUCUCUCUCCCCCCUCCCCUUCCCUCUCUCUCUUUACCUUCUCAAGUUUUUGUUUCUCUUGGUUUAGAGUUUAUUUUGGUUUCAUUGGUGGCCUGGCUCAAUGGUUUGAACCUCAUUUGUUGUUUAGUGUUAGUUGUUUAGUGUCUGGCUUCCCGUAACUGACUGACUGACUGACUGAGGACAUGGUAUCUGUGUGCAUGAGAUCAUGCAUACCAUAUGGCUGUGAGGGAUGGAAGGAAAGAACAAGUGAGAUUUUACUCCAUCUCUCUGAACAUGUCCCAUCCCUCCAUCCCUGUCCCCUCUGCUCAGCUACACCUCCCUCCACUGGCACACCUCUCCUCUCCUUUCUCAUCUCCCUCUCUGCAGUGACUGCAUUAGUCUUUCCUACACAAGUCUGUGUGAAUCUCAAAAAACGGUUUCUUUAGGCUUUGUUAGUUUGCCUUUUUCUGAGAGCUCCGUGCUAGUGGACAUCCGUCCUCAACAGUCGCUUGGAGUGUAGAGUCACUAGUUUUCUUUCUGCAGGCUGAUGUGUGUGUGUGUGUGCAAGUGAGCCUUCUAUAAAAAAAUAAAUUCUAGCCAUCUUCUUUCUCUGCUGAGUUCUCCAUUCCCCUCUCCUCCCCAAGUAAUCUCUGGUCUGACAUGACUGAAUAGGUGAAAGCUAUGUAGAAUAACCCUUGCUUGACCUAUCCAGGAGAGUUAGAUCAGUGAUUACUGAGCCCUGGGUUUGUUCAGCCAGUCUGGGUUUCUAUCUCUAUCCUGGUUUCUCAGUGGACUGCUGUUGUCCAAUCAAAGCACUUUUUUAUUCACUGUGCCACACUACCCAUUGGUUUAGUUACAGCCCAACGCUGACUAAUCAGAGAAGGCCACACUGGAGACUCUUUGAGGGAGGAUAUGUCAGCGUGUUUCCUGUCUGUCUAUUUCCCUGUUGUAUCUAGAUUGUUCUCCCUCAGUUCCUGUGCCCACUAACCCCAUAGCGCUGUGCCAACACUGACAGUGCUUUUUAAACUCAAACACAACACGUUUUAAGGAAGGUUUUACGGUUGUUAUUUUAAUGUUAACUUGGUUGAAUUAAUGCUGUUCUAUUUCCCCCUACUCUGAGGUUACGCUCUGGCCCUGUGUCAAGGACCUUCAGUUUAACACAUACAUAUUCAAUAACAAAACAAGCUUUGUGUAACUGUUCAGUCAUGUGCUUUGAGAUCAAUUGUUUUUAUUGUAUUAUAAAGCAAAUAGGCAGAAUAAUCGGCAUUGGACAAAUAGCAAUCAGCACACGUCCAACACAUUUUUUCAUGAUAUUCAAUAUAACAGUACAUUCAUAUUACAAGGAACAGAGUUGAAGAUCACUUUGGAGUAGCGGUGUGUUAUUGUGCUUUAGACCGAGAGAUUACUCUGAGCGUCUGCGAUGUGCUGUAAACGGUUAUUUGUGUGGUGAGCGAGGGGGUCAUGGAAGCAGGUUCUAGAUCAGCCCUAAGAGAGCCUGUUUGUUUGCUGUGCUGGUACUACCAUUGUGCGGGUGUGAUGGAGCACACACUCAAGGGAUUUGGUGUUUCCUCACCCUAGACCCUCUACCAUUUGGUUUGUGGUUCAGAGAUUUUGGAUGCCUCUGUGCUAGGCAUGACACAUGCAUACACCGUACACACAUGCCAGCAGACACACACACACUACCCUGGUAUGGCCAGAGCAUCCUUUCAUUGUUCAACCCUUUGUGCCAGGCAUCCACAAGCUUUUUUUAAAUUGAAUCGAGAGUUGUUUUUUUGAGAGGCCCUAAAAUGAAUGUUUUUUUUGUUGGUUUGUUUUAAUUCUCUAUUCAGAUUUUUUGUAAUGUUUGUUUUUUAAGAAAAUUAAUAAAAUGUAUCUUGAUUUUAAAGAGAAAA
This is a messenger RNA of Coregonus clupeaformis (lake whitefish), 3087 nucleotides long. It is a transcript of the gene nucks1a, whose product is annotated as nuclear casein kinase and cyclin-dependent kinase substrate 1a. The transcript has 8 exons. The record is from RefSeq and is a predicted model, not a curated record. Gene Ontology annotation, biological process: double-strand break repair via homologous recombination; interstrand cross-link repair. Gene Ontology annotation, cellular component: cytoplasm. NCBI's taxonomy places the organism in Eukaryota, Metazoa, Chordata, Actinopteri, Salmoniformes, Salmonidae. Gene Ontology annotation, molecular function: double-stranded DNA binding; single-stranded DNA binding. The coding region runs from base 260 to 1195 and encodes 311 amino acids.